GAACGAAUAUCCGAAUGGAAGCGCGUAUCGCGCGCGCGGUGCACUCGCGUGCCGAUUCGAGGAAGGGUGUAGUCUGUGUGUGCUUCCGGUGUGCGUCAGUUUUUCUGCCGCGGCGGUUUGCCGCUCGGCGAUCUCCUCUCGGACGAGAGCGCUCGCGCCGUGUAGCGCAAUUAACCUCGUACGCGAUGUAACACUUGUCGGACCGUCUUGUCUGCUUGCCUCCACUUGCGUCAGAGAGAGAGAGAGAGAUUCGCCCGUUCUACGUACAUCUGUAAAACAAAUUGUUUAACAAAUGAGUAUUGAUAGUUUAGCAACGGCUUUGAUUAACAGAUGUGACGUGACGUGACGUGAUGUGAAGCUUCUGUCUCAAAAAUGCUGUACGUUUUUUCAGUUUUGUGCUCCCGUUGAUUUCGAUAAAUUGUACUGCUUUGUAUUCACGUUUCAUUAAAAUUUACAAUUUAAAAAAAUUAGAUUUACACCAAUUGUGCCUAUGUGUGUGUAUACGUGCGUGCAUGUAUGUGUGUGCGCGCGCGCGCGAAUAAUAUAUUUUCUAAACGUCACGAGACUUUCCCCCGUCAAAACUCGCAAUCUCCAUUUUAAAAAAGACUCGAAAUUUAUGGGAUUUUGUUCUCUUUGUCCAGCGAGUUGACGCAGUAGUGGGAGGAGACAUGCCAAAACUCACAUAUUCCUGUAAAAAUAGCAUCACAAAAAUUCGAAUUGGCGACCGACGACCGCAUCCGGAUCCGCGCUUUUAUGCAGUAUUGUUACUACUAUGUAGUAAAGAAUGUUGUGAAGGUUUUAUAUUUUCUAAAAAUUCGUUUGCUCAGCGGAGAGAGAUGAUAAAUUUCUGAACUAGAGCAAUAUAUAGAGUAAUGUCUCGUUUUGGCAAAAUAUUUUUCUAAUUAAUAUACAUUUCUGUCUAUUUCGUAAUUUAGAAUGAACGUGUAAAAUAUUAAAUAAACGUUUGUAUGUACAGAAAUAUAUAAUUUUUCUCAAGAAUUGCAAAAAUGAUUAAUGAAUAACUUUGAAAAGCAAUGAUUAAAAUUGUGUGUCCACAUGCUGCUUUUAUUACAUAUUUAUAACAUGAGCUCAUAAUCAUUUCGAAUGAUUUAUGUAUGAUUUCAGAUUGCUGACGACAAUUACUCCUCGUAGACGUGAAAGAGAAUAUUUUAGAUAGCCAACAUUUUUAAUUAAUACCCCUUCAAACAUGGAUGAUGAGGAAGGAGCUUCGAGUUCUGGACCCAUGUCCUCGUUGAAUAGUCUCUUUUCGUUCACCAGUCCCGCCGUGAAGAAACUGCUCGGUUGGAAGCAGGGAGACGAAGAAGAGAAAUGGGCGGAGAAGGCAGUGGACUCGCUAGUGAAAAAAUUGAAGAAGCGCAAGGGCGCGAUCGAGGAACUCGAACGUGCACUGAGCUGUCCAGGAACGCCAAGUAAAUGCGUGACGAUUCCGAGAAGCUUAGAUGGCAGGCUACAGGUGUCGCAUCGCAAAGGCUUGCCGCACGUAAUAUAUUGUCGAGUCUGGCGAUGGCCGGACCUGCAGUCGCAUCACGAGCUGAAACCUCUGGAGUUGUGUCAGUAUCCAUUUUCUGCCAAGCAGAAAGAGGUCUGCAUCAAUCCUUACCACUACAAGAGAGUGGAGAGUCCAGUGCUGCCUCCGGUAUUGGUUCCUAGACACUCCGAGUUCGCUCCCGGGCAUUCUCUGUUGCCAUUUCAGCAGUUGGCCGAUCCGAGCAUGCCACACAACGUGUCCUACUCGUCGAGCGGCUUCAACGCCAGCACCACGGGCGGCGUGAAUCCGACGUCGCCCAUAUCCUCCGUCGGCUCCGUGCCAAGCCCAGGUAGCGCGACGCUACCGAACCCGCAGAGCCCGUACGGCACUAAUGGAUUGCCGGAGACGCCGCCGCCGGCGUAUUCCCCGCCUGAAGACGGCUCGCAAGCCGGACAAACCCCGUCGUCGGACUCGGUUCCGAUGGACACGAGCGCGCCCAUCGAGGGAGCCACUCCCGUCUGUUACCAAGAGCCACCCUAUUGGGCCUCGAUCGCCUACUACGAGCUGAACUGCCGAGUGGGCGAGGUGUUCCACUGUCAGUCGCAUUCGGUGAUCAUCGACGGCUUUACAAAUCCGAGCAACAAUUCUGAUCGCUUCUGCCUCGGGCAGCUGUCUAACGUGAACCGCAAUUCCACCAUAGAGAACACGAGGCGGCACAUUGGAAAGGGGGUGCAUCUGUACUACGUCGGCGGAGAAGUCUACGCGGAAUGCCUGUCGGACUCGGCGAUAUUCGUGCAAUCUAGAAAUUGCAAUCAUCAUCACGGCUUCCAUCCCAGUACGGUUUGUAAGAUUCCACCAGGAUGCUCGUUGAAGAUAUUCAACAAUCAAGAGUUCGCCCAGCUUCUCUCGCAGAGCGUGAAUCACGGUUUCGAGGCUGUCUACGAGUUAACGAAGAUGUGCACCAUCAGAAUGUCUUUCGUGAAAGGCUGGGGAGCCGAGUAUCACAGGCAGGACGUUACGUCGACUCCUUGUUGGAUAGAAGCACACUUGCAUGGACCUUUACAAUGGUUAGAUAAAGUGUUAACGCAAAUGGGCCCGCCCCACAACGCCAUAAGUUCUGUGUCAUAAAUAAUAUGCACGUACGUCACAACGACAUUUAUUAACGAAAAUAGGACAGUUAAUCUCGAUGCACUUUAAGAGUUUAGAAAUAUUUGGUCGUGGUACCGCAAACCUGAGACUUAUGUAGACUGUAUUCAGAUGACGCAGUCACAGCUAUAUGUUACUCUAUGUUAUAUUAUACCGAUAUUAGAAUCAUGUUUUACGAGAAAAUGAGAAUAUAAAAACGAAAAGAAAAGUAACGAUGUAACUUGUGGAAAAAAGAAAUAUAUAGAACAUUGCGAGAAGUAACGCGAAAUACUUACCAGUGAUCUCUGGGAACUGUCGCGAUUGCAGGAAGUGUACAUUACAGACGCUGUAAAACUCCGGUUAUUAAUAAAUAGGGAAGGAAUUUAUUACAUAGAGAUAAUAACGGCAUACGUGUAAAAAGGAAAGAAAUAUUUUUCAAAUCUAUGCAUCCAGUCGUAAUAGUUUAUUUUAUAUGGACUUAUAUUACGCGGAGACAUUUGCCAGUGGAUGUGCUAGAAAUCUUUAAGACAAUUUUAGAACAUUUACGCGAUGAGAUGAUAAAAAGUAAAAAAACGAUUACAGCUGCUUGACAAAGAAAGAAAAAGAAAAGAUAGAUAUUCUUUGAUCCACUCGAUUAGGAAUAAUCUAACGCUCGUGUCUGCUAAGUUACGUGUGUACUUUAAAAUAUAUUUACGUCUUAUGUAGAUCUAUUCAGAUUUAACGUUAAAGUACGAUCCAUGAUGUAGCGCGCGGUUACAUUGCUAAACGAUCUAUAUUUUUUUUUAUGUUGGACGCCGAUCUCACGUUGACUACCGGAAGUUAACUGCGUCCGAUGACACAUUGAAACACGUCAAGCUCGGUAAUCCGUAGAAAGAUCUUGAUGAUUCACGGCUUGCUCCAUUUCUAUGUAAAUUACAUUGUACUCUUCGAUUAUAGUAUCAUCAUGCACCAAUUCAGUCGCUUUCCGUAUUACAAUUCCUGAACAACAGUACACGAUUGUUUUUCAUAUUUAUAACACGUAAGACGAAUAACGUUCGUGUUAUAAAUGUACUGUGAGCCUAUAUUACGUGCCGUUGUACAUAUUCUAUAUUGGGAAUUGUCAAUACAUGCGUGUGUAUACCAGUGUAUGUGUAAUGAAAGAAGUCAUCUGUACGUUAGUAAGUUUAUACGUUACUUUUACCAGCUGAUUGGAGUUGAUCUUGAGAUUACGUUUGUUACUUUUUUACAUUACAAAAAAAGGUGCCAAAAAAGAACGGAAUAUUCGCAUAAUACGUUUAAUUUACGCACUGUGAUAUUUUAUCGGAGAAACGCGAUUCUUUUAUUGUUGCCCGAUCACACACGUUCCCGAGCUCUGAAACUCGGAGCGUCUCGAAAGUACGCCGAUGCCUUUGAGUGUCUUAGCCUCGGAUAUUAACACACAGUGCCUAAUAAUUCUAGACAAUACCAUCCUUUUUUUCACUGCCGUUUGCUGUCACUUGUUUGCCGAUGUGCCUAACUGUGAUUCUUUGCUAUUCAAUUUGGCAGAUUUGCGAUUCGGUGAUAAACGAAAGGAACUAUAUAUGAAGAAACAACACGUCGUGUUAAUUGCAAUUGUGUGAUAAACAAAAGAAAGUACUAAGGGAUAAGAUAUUCGAUUAAUUACGAUUAAGUGAUAAACGAGAGAAAGUGCAAAAGACUAAAAAAGUGUAACUUAUAAUUGGAUCAUGUUAAAUGAUAUAAUACGUGUGCGACGAAAGAUUGUAACUUCAUACUUCAAGUCGAGUAUAGGACGCUGAUUUGGUACAAACGUCGAUAGAACGUUACCUUAUUCCACAUUGCACGUCGUACAAUUGCGCUAAUUGCAUAAGUAAUGGAGACAAUAAUCGACGAUUACAACAAAAAAAAAGCGUAAAA
Ooceraea biroi (clonal raider ant) is the source of this 4507-nucleotide messenger RNA. RefSeq names its product mothers against decapentaplegic homolog 1 (gene Mad). Gene Ontology annotation, cellular component: heteromeric SMAD protein complex. The record is from RefSeq and is a predicted model, not a curated record. NCBI's taxonomy places the organism in Eukaryota, Metazoa, Arthropoda, Insecta, Hymenoptera, Formicidae. Gene Ontology annotation, molecular function: DNA-binding transcription factor activity, RNA polymerase II-specific; RNA polymerase II cis-regulatory region sequence-specific DNA binding; I-SMAD binding. Gene Ontology annotation, biological process: anatomical structure morphogenesis; BMP signaling pathway; cell differentiation.